AUGGGCGUCACCCUCGAUCCGCCGACUACGGCGCUGCCGGCUUCCGGCGGCUCGUCGAAGCACGUGCUGAGCAACGACAACGCGAAGCGCCUCGUCUUCAAGGUGAAAUGCUCGAACAACGGCCACCUGCGCGCGAAGCCAGUCUUCGGAUUUUGCGAGCCGGCCCACAAGGUUGAGAUCGAGGUGACACGACUCGAGGGACCGCCCAGGGAUGACCGUUUCGUCAUCGAAUUCGCCGAUGCGCCCGAGGGGUCGGAGACCAAGGAGCCACAGUCCGCUUUUAUGCAAAUCGGCGAGACGCAGUCGAAGCUCGUGCUCCCCAUCAAGACCGAA
Messenger RNA from Mesorhabditis spiculigera, 333 nucleotides. Lineage: Eukaryota; Metazoa; Nematoda; Chromadorea; Rhabditida; Rhabditidae. The record is from the annotation of a GenBank genome assembly.